This is a messenger RNA of Fonsecaea nubica, 858 nucleotides long. RefSeq lists its product as hypothetical. Gene Ontology annotation, molecular function: oxidoreductase activity, acting on the CH-OH group of donors, NAD or NADP as acceptor. NCBI's taxonomy places the organism in Eukaryota, Fungi, Ascomycota, Eurotiomycetes, Chaetothyriales, Herpotrichiellaceae. The transcript has a single exon. Bases 1 to 858 code for a protein of 285 amino acids. The record is from RefSeq and is a predicted model, not a curated record.
AUGACACUCCCACCCCUCCUCGUCGGCCAAGUCUGCGCAGUAACUGGAGGAUUAACAGGGAUCGGACGAGCUAUCACCAUCCUCUUCCUGUCGCACGGCGCUAAAGUGGCCAUCAACUAUCUGCCCUCCCACAACAAGGAUGAAGAGAAACUCCUCACAUCGUUGCGCACCGAAGCAUUUGACGCUAUCAAAUCCCGCUUGCAACCUUCCUCAUCAUCGCCCGUGGCCGUGCACGACCUCCAUGAUGUGCCCCUGCUGACCGUUCCGGGAGACAUUGCGCUUCCAGAGACGGGUCAGGAGCUCGUCUCGCAGACGGUGUCUCGUUUCGGGCGGCUGGACACAUUCGUUUCCAACGCAGGCAUCUGCCGAUUCGAGGAGUUUCUUGAGAUCUCGCCGCAGAGCUACCAGCGGCAUCUCGAUACGAACCUGUCGGGCGCCUUUUAUGCCGUUCAAGCCGCCGCGCAGCAGAUGGUGCGCCAACAGAACCCUCAGGGCGGUAGCAUCAUCGGCAUCUCGUCCAUCUCAGCACUUGUCGGUGGAGCCCAGCAGUGCCACUACACGCCCACCAAAGCCGGCAUCUUGAGUCUCAUGCAGUCCACGGCCACCGCGCUGGGCAAGUACAAUAUCCGCUGCAACGCUCUGCUGCCUGGCACGAUUCGCACGCAGUUGAAUGACGAGGACUUGAGGGAUGGGAGCGACAAAAAGACCUAUAUGGAGGGACGCAUCCCCCUCGGUCGACUGGGGAAGCCUGACGACCUGGCCGGGCCCGCACUCUUCCUCGCCCAACCUGAGUUGAGCGGCUAUGUUACUGGAGCAGCCCUUUUGGUGGACGGAGGAGCGUUUGUGAAUUUUCAGUGA